AUGCCGUCCAACGAACCUGUCCCAAAGACGGAUCUGGAAGUUACUGAGGAGCCGGCGAUUCCCAGUAAAGAUAAGCAAGAUGACGAUUCGGUCGACAGCAGAAAGCCCCCGCCGCUGCUGGCCAAAUUGCUUGCGGUGUUCCUCAUCUCGUGUAUCAGCUUCGCAUCGCACUGGAGUUCGGGUGUUACGGGGGCCAUGAAGAGCACACUGAAAAAGGUUUUACGAAUCGAUAUGGACCUUCACAUUUCCAAUACCCAGUUUUCUCUUCUCGAGGCUAGUGAGGACUUCAUGGCGACGCUGUUGCUUCUUCCGAGCGGUGUUAUCACAGAUCGGGUGGGAGGCGCUGCAAUGAUCAUCUCCGGUACGGCCGUUUAUACCCUUGGAUCGAUUCUCGUCGCCGCCGCAACGACAGUCCGAUCGUUCAAUUUCAUGAUUGGUGGACGCGUCAUUCUCGCCUUGGGAGAUAUUGCGACCCAGAUCGCCCAAUACAAGAUGUUCUCUUCUUGGUUCCCGCCGAGUAGAGGGUUUGCGUCCACUCUCGGGUUUGAACUGGCCAUUGGAAAGAACACUGGAAACUUUGCGUGGGUAUUCUGGACCUCUGUGUUCAUGAAUCUCUUUGGGAACGCUGCUACCGUGGUGUUCUGGGCAUUCAACAGAUACUGCAACAACCACUAUCGAGGACGCCAGGAUACGGCUACAGGCGAGACUCUCACGGAGAAAAAUAAGAAGUUUGAGUUUCGGAAGAUCUUCCAACUUCCAUGGAUGUUUUGGUCGGUCAUGGCGUUUUCCAUAUUCCAGACUAGUACCGCGCUGGUCUUCAGCCAGAACUCCACCGAGCUGGCGGAGAAGCGAUUCAAUGUCAGCUCAAUCACGGCAGGCUGGUACAGUGCUCUGGCUCAAUACGCUGGUAAGGAAUAUCAAUCCUAUUGUGCGAUGCGUGCUUAUGCAAGCCAAUUGGCAGGUUUCUUUUUGGUGCCGUUUCUGGGUAUCUUCAUCGAUAUCUUCGGACAUCGCGCCACAGUCAUGUUGGUCUGCGGAACGGGCGUGUUCCUCAGCAUGGUUCUCGUAAACUUUGCCAGUACCUCUGCUGGGACCGCUGCGUCCUUUGGCAUCUAUGCUAUCGCAAGCACCCUGGGGCCAACCUCAAUCAUUGACAGCAUCCGGACGACAUUAUGGAACCAGUCAGUCUUUGGAUCCGCUUAUGCACUGAAGGUCACCAUGAAUAAUGCCAUGAGCAUCAUCAUCCGAAUCAUCACAGGAGCCCUCCAAGACGCGGAUAAUGACUCCUACCGCCGAGUGGUGAGGGUAUACCUCUUCCUCGCGGUGGGAUCUGUAGUCGUCGGUCUGGCCAUCUUUGUGGGAGCCCAGUUCAGUCCCAACCUGGCUCCGUUGCAGUGGACGCGAAAGCAACGCAUCAUAAGAGGUGGUGAACUCUUUGCCCUUCUUCGCGAAAAGCACCUUGUGACUCAUGAACGACGGAGCUGGUGGAUUUCGAUAUGCUGUUUCAGUUUCCUUAUGCUCCUGACUCUGGGAAGCUGGGCUGCAUAUAUUUGGGGCGCGGUGACUGGACACAAUUCGUAG
Messenger RNA from Aspergillus terreus NIH2624, 1581 nucleotides. RefSeq names its product putative MFS transporter. Gene Ontology annotation, molecular function: transmembrane transporter activity. Gene Ontology annotation, biological process: transmembrane transport. The record is from RefSeq and is a predicted model, not a curated record. The transcript is spliced from 6 exons. Lineage: Eukaryota; Fungi; Ascomycota; Eurotiomycetes; Eurotiales; Aspergillaceae. The coding region runs from base 1 to 1581 and encodes 526 amino acids.